Messenger RNA from Carlito syrichta (Philippine tarsier), 1032 nucleotides. RefSeq names its product single-pass membrane protein with coiled-coil domains 2 (gene SMCO2). The transcript is spliced from 8 exons. The record is from RefSeq and is a predicted model, not a curated record. NCBI's taxonomy places the organism in Eukaryota, Metazoa, Chordata, Mammalia, Primates, Tarsiidae.
AUGACUCUCACACCCACCUAACCAAAUGAUGAGAUGUCUCCACAGACGAAGACAGAGUGGAAGGAACAGUUGACUGAUCAAACCAACAGCCUUCUCCAAAAUCUCAGUGCCACUGAAGGUGCGACGCAAAAUUUGCUAAUGGAAAUUACCAACAUGGACCACGUCGUGGACAAAUCAGAUGAUGAGGAUGACAUUGUAUCUGAAAACCCUCAGACUGACUUCUUUCACAAGGAUCUGUUGGGACUGGAGGCUGAACUUGACCAGGACCUGCAGAGUAAACAAGACGAGCAAGAAACAGAUAUUGUCCGUGAGGACCCUCAAGUAUCCACAUCUUUGCGGUUUUCAGAGAAUUGCAUCUUUGAAUUGUAUCUGGAGACCAUGUUCCUCAAGCUAAACCACUUGAAUAUAAACACUAGACUUCAAGUGAAGGAACUUGAAGCUGAUCACAAAGACUGGAAGGAGAAAAUUAACAAUCUUAUGCAAAAAAUAAAUGUAACAGAAAACACAGUGAAGAGCUUAUUAAAUGAGUUGAUAUCCCUGGAGGGUCACAUUCAAAGUCUGGAGGACCAGAACCUUGACCCUGACGAGGGGGUAAUCAUCAAGACAGAGGCUUGUAAUGAAGCUCAUGAAUUAAAGAAGAAACUCAAUGAAAGGAUGGAGAACUUUUGCAAGAUUAUGACUCUGCUGAAUACAAAGCUGGGGAUGUACCAAAUGCAAGAAAGCACAGACUCUCACAGUUGUGAGAAAACAGAUAUUGAGGAAACUGAGCUCAGGCUUCCUCAGACAUCACCACCCCCUUUUGUGCAGCACUCUCCUCCCUGCAUUACAGUGUGGAAACGUGCACUGAGGAUUUUCAUUAUGUUUUAUGUCCUCACCUUAACUGGACUUUCAUGUUACAUACUAUUUGUGGAUGCGACGUUCAUCUUCGAAAGGGUGCUCUCAAGAAUUCUUGGGCACCACACAAUGUGGGAACUACGGAAGAUCAUCACGCCUUUCUUGAAUUUGGAAGUGGAAGACUUUUUACCCUCUUAA